This is a messenger RNA of Rhinolophus ferrumequinum (greater horseshoe bat), 888 nucleotides long. RefSeq names its product leucine zipper transcription factor-like protein 1. Gene Ontology annotation, biological process: negative regulation of protein localization to cilium. Lineage: Eukaryota; Metazoa; Chordata; Mammalia; Chiroptera; Rhinolophidae. Gene Ontology annotation, cellular component: cytoplasm. The record is from RefSeq and is a predicted model, not a curated record.
AUGGCAGAGCUGGGCCUAAGUGAGCAACAUCAAAAUGAAGUUAUUAAUUAUAUGUGUUUUGCUUGUUCAAAAAGAGGUUUGAGACCCAGGACUGUAGAUUCCUGCUUCCAAGACCUCAAGGAGAGCAGGCUGGUGGAGGAGAGCUUCACCACAGAUGACGUCUCUAAAGUCCUGAACAGGUUACAGGGUGUGCACAGCCAGCUGGAGGCUGAGCCCAUCAACACGGCCUGCACCAACCUGUUACUGCGGCAGCUUUUCUCACAAGCUGAGCGCUGGCACCUCAAGCUACAAACACAUUUCUCUGAACUGAAAACAGAAUUAUUAGAACAAGUUGCAGAAUUUGAAACAUCAGGAUUUACAUCUUCAAAUAAAAAGCCCACCAUAGAUAUCAUAAAGCCAGAACUUGCUCCACUUAACGAAGAUGGAACAGCAGAACUCCUACACGAGGAAAUUUUAAGACUCCACGAAGAGAACGAGACAUUGAAGUCAAGGCUGAAGACCACUGAAAUACAGGCUACAAAUGCACUGGAUGAGAAGACAAAACUAGAAAGAGCACUGCAGGAUUUACAGCUGGAUCAAGGAAAUCAAAAGGAUUUUAUAAACGCCCAAGAUUUGAGUGACUUGGAAAACACAGUUGCUGCUUUAAAGAGUGAGUUUCAGAAGACUCUUAACGACAAGACAGAAAACCAGAAGUCCCUGGAGGAGAGUUUGUCAACAUCCGAGCACCACCUACGCAGGGUUCGGCAGCUGAGCAUGGCUGAAAGGGAAUCAGAGAAGAAAUGCCAACAAACAACAGCUUAUGGAAACAUGGAAGAGAUUCUUACCAAGAAGAAGGACCAAAUCAAAGACCGGAGGGAAAGAUCAGCAAAAUACAAACCCAAAGAUUAA